AGAAUAACGGUGAGUAGUUCAGUACAUCCUGGACCGCUUUGGGACGGCGCCACAAAGAAGACACAUUUUGUUUAUGGGAAAGCGUUUUUAGUUGUAUAGAAUGCGCGUAAGACAUGUCUUUAUCAUCUGAAAUGGAGAAGAAGCCAACCGAAGAUGAUUGUGUGGAUUCGGGAGCCGAAACAGCAGGGUCUGACUUCAGCCCCAUGUCUUCCACUUGUAGUGAAUUGUCCAUGGGCGACGUGCAGGACCCAUUUCUGGUUAGCGUACAUAUAAUCACCGACCCAGGAAACAGCAGGACCCUCCAAAAAGCCAUGGAUAAUGUGCUGGCCUGGAUCCGCCCAGACCUGCAACUCUUCCGCGUCUCUGAGCGAGGCUGCUGGAAGAAGCCAGAGAGGUGCAGGACUGGAAUUGUGAUCCAGCCCUCGCUGGCCAUCAUCUUGUUCCUGCAGGAGGACUACGGAGAGGAGCAGUUCCAGCGUCUCCACCAGUCCCUACGACUCCCACCAUGGCAGUACCACCACACGGAGAGAGUGAACGGCCGCAUUUUGCCCUACAUGCCCUGCAACCAGGACUUCUUCACCCUGUCUGGUAGCACCCCACUCUGGGCCAUCCGUCAGGUGCACUAUGGCAAGGAGAUUGUGCGCUUCACCAUCUACUGCAGCCACGAGAACUUUGUGGACAUGAUGAAGAUGUACCAGCUGAUCCUCAAGAGGGAGGUGUCCCAGAAAAAGGGGGAUUUCUGCUUCUUCAUUGUCUACUCUAACAUGGACAUGGAGAUCCAGCUCUCCCUGAAGAGGCUCCCCAAGGACCAGUACCCCACCCCCACCGAGUCUGCAAUCAUCGAGUUCCGCGUCACAGAGAUCGGCCAGCUGGUCCCCCUGCUCCCCAAUCCCUGCACCCCCAUUAGCGAUGUCCGCUGGCAGACGGAAGACUAUGAUGGAAACAAGAUUCUUUUACAGGUCCGAAGCUCAACCAGAGUCUCCCAUCGGUGGCCCACUCUUUCUCAGCUUGACCCCCAGCCAUCCUGCCCGGCACCUGCCACAAACACUCACCAUGGCCGGGGGCCUGCCUUCUACCGAAACAAACGCUAUCAAAAGCUGCAGCCACCCUCCCGCUCCAAACAGCACCACCGGCUCUCCCAGCAGGACUUGUCCAGCUCUUGUCUGGGAGACAACAGCAGCCGGAGGAGCAGCAGCUCUUCCGAGACCUCCUGGACGGUGCAGAGGAGCUGCUCCCUUUACUGCCUGCCGGCUGUCAGGCACUGCCCAUCCCAAGCUCCCUCGCUGCUCUCCAGCAGCUUCUCUGACAGGACUGCAGCCUUCCGCUUCAAAAUUGAUGCCCUGGAGGAUGCUGAGGAGACAGACGUGGACACUGGGCUGAAGCUCACCAGUUCUGACAUGUCUGUGGUCUCUGCCUACACCAGACUGGCUGCUAAUUUCCAGUCUUCUUCUCCCGACAAGGUCUACAGACACCCCCCGAGAGCCGUACCCCUUCGGACGCGACCCCUUUCAAUGCAUAACAGCCCUCUCCCUUCCUACUCCGGCCUUCCCUGCGACUCUCUCCCUUCCCUCUCGGAUAUCUCCUUCUGCGGCUCCUCUUGCCUCUCGUCUCUCAAACCGCAGCGGCCUCAAAGCGCAUUCGACCCCUUGCACAGACUGACUCCCUCAGCCCUCAGGCAUUCUGGAGACAGCGGACACAGCACAGAAACCGAGAGCAUCAGUCUCCGACAACAAGCUGGAAGUCACGAUCUGCCAGAGGAGGAUCCUGAGCAGGAAUUCUACAUCUAGAAUGCUGACCUGUCACUAAUGAAUGGGUUGUUUUAAAAAGCUCAGGCUCCACUUUGGUGUCCUGUUCCCACCAUUGGCAGGAUGUGUUUUCUUUGGGAGCUACCCCUAUUAAACAUGAAUAAUGUUUAAAAACUGUAUUGUAUAAUUAUAUUGUACAAACACGAUUGCAAAAUGAUAUUACUGGAGUAAUAGAAUGUUGUAUAGAUUGUCACGGCAUUCUAGUUUUCAUAUUCUUAAAUACUGAUUUGUACAGAUAUUCAAAAACUGUUGCCCUGUUUUGCAGAUUAUUUUUUCAUAAGCACCCCCAACACAGGUUACAUUUAACGUCUUUCAAAAAUUGGAGCAACGUGCCCUUUCCUUUUUAUGCCUUUGGUGUGUAAGGCUCACUUUCUGAGACCUGGGGACCAGUGAUUAGGGCAGAGGAUCAAAAGGCAGGAGACCUUGGGAUCAAACCGCAGCUCUGUGACCGUCUCUCCUUAGUCAGGAGACAAAGACAAACUGUAAAAUGUGCUAGGGUUUAAUCACAGUCUGAUUAUUUGGUCUGUACAGCACUAAAAAUAAAUACAUUCUGUGCUGCCAGGGCAUACUUACUGCAAACUAAAGGAAUAUUUUAUAUCACCUACAAUUUAUAUUUAAUUCCUUAACUGCUUAACUGUAUGUUUGUAAAUGUUUGGUGGCUUUCUCUAAUCAAGUUGAGAGUGUAUUUCUCACUCACUCUUUGCUUUGCCAGGGUCUGUCAUACAAAGACUGUAAGAUAAAGGUGUCUGCCAAUUAAAUACUGUAAUAAUAAAAUACACUCUCAACUUGAAUAGAAGUAGCCACUGACAACUUACAAAGUCUAAAUCUAACUAAAAAAAACAGACAAAAGCCUGAUAUUAACAUACUUAAUCUGUUUUUAUAAAACCUGUUGCAGUUUAAACAUUUAGAAUGCUUUGUCAUGGAUAUUCAGAGUGUGAGAUGUACACUCUCAGCGAAAUCAUAAGUGCAGUUGCUGCUAACAGGUUCCAGUGGGCACAUACCUUAUAAUGACUAUUACAGCAACAAUGUUUCUUUUAAACCAGUUUUGAAUUUCUGAAGUGACGUGGUUUCAGAAAUAAAACCACCAGGGUGCAGCUGUGUGUGCACACAUAUAGUGUGUGCAGCUAUAAUAUCUGCCCUGGUUACAGCUGUGAUACUGAGAGUUAGUAAAUGGAAAAUCUCUAUACAAAAGUAAAGUAUUCUUUCUACUCACUGCAGACAGAAAUAAAGAGGAUGUGGCUCACAUUACCUGCAGGAAUCCGCAGAUGUAUUUCACUUGCAAAAACAAGUCAAAAUGGUCAGUGUGAUGAGUGUAGGAGAGUCACAGCAGGAAACUCAGAAAGGACAGUUGGAAAGCUUGUAAAGAAGAUGGCUAAUUGGUCCGUAAAUAAAUAAAUAAAUAAGCAGUGCAGUGGAGUAGCAGUUUGGGCUACAGUGCACGUUGUUAUGCUUUCAUGCAAAGUUCUAUAGAUAGGGUACUUUUGAGUAAAGAAAAAAAUUCUUCUGAAUUUAGCUGAGCGAGAGCUAGUGGAUGAGGAGGCUGGAGGAAGACAACACUGACUACAGAGAGGCAAGAAGUUUGGGUUUAAAUAUGGGAUCAUUUCUGUUGUGGGGUUUUAGUUUUUUGUAAGUUAAAGCCCUGUCUUCAGUGUUUGGGGGCAGGAUGCACACCUCUAAAUCUUACAGAUACAGUGUUGCACACUGUUUAACAUACACACUUUGGAGCUUUUAGGGAAUGUAAAGCAGCUGAUCUUCAAAACCAAAUGUGCAUGCUUUCUUAUUUCCUCUGGUGUCUAAUACAUCAUACUCCCUUUCUGUUGGUGUGCUUUGUAUAUUUGUUGCAUUUGUAGCAAUUGUGCUGCUGAGCAAUAAAAUUGUUGUAUCAGUUACAUUUUUACAUAAAGCCGUGCUUUAGGAUACAUAAUUUAUCAGAAAGACAAUAAAACUGUUGCCUCAUGAAUUAGUGCCAUGAUGUAUCCCCCCAUGAUAUAAUUACUUUCUUAAGUGAACUUAUGACAGUGUUGUUGUUACUGUUGACAGGACUGCAUGGUUCCAUAAAAAAAAAAAAAAUAGGUGCUUCACUGCUUACAGGCACUGCAGAAGUACUGUACAUGAAUUCCAUGGGCUUGUAUGACAUAUAACACUAAUUUCAAUAGAAUUUAAACUGGUAAAAAAUAGGGGAGAUUUUAAUUACUGGAGGAUUUUACAAGAAGAAAAGUUGAUGGUAAAACUAAUGCUGCGUCCCCAAAUCUGGAAUUUAAUUUUAUUUACUGGCUCGUUCGCGCCCCCUUGUGGACAAUGAACGUGUUUCAAAUAGAAGGUUCUGCUCUUUCCCUCAAUGUACUUAAUAUAACGGUUUAAUGUUAACAUCAAUGUUUAAUGUAGAACUGGGUCAUUUGAUAGGACGUCUUUACUUUUUUUUUUCAAAGUAUAUUGAUCACACACGUUAUAUUGAAUUAUUUUUUAUUUUAUUGGAAUGUACAGUACUUCCCAUACAUUAAAUAAAAAUAGUUAAUUGAGUUAAUUCUCUUUUAGAGAUUGAUGUAUGGCAAGCCACAGUUUGUGGAGUCAUUUUUAUCAAAAACCUUAUUUUUGUAAAACUCCUUUUUUGUUACAAAAAUGAACAUGCUAUUUAUACAAAAUAUUUAUAUAUUUUAAUAUUUUCUUUUGACUAUGUUUCUGAUAUGAAAAAGUCUAUUUAUAUCAACAGUGUUUUUUUCUGGAUAGCUAUUGUAACACCAUUAAUUGCAUUUCCUUUUUUUUCCAGCGUGGAAGAGCUCACAUCACUAAUACAAUCAAACCCUUUUAAUGUCACUUCAGAGGACUGAGCAUAAUUAACUUAACACAGAAGCUGUGUUGUUACAACAAAUCUUGCUGUUUUGCUGUGGAACUCAAAAGUAACUCUAUACUGUACUGUUCAUUAAUAGAACAUGUUUGUAAUUUUCAAUCUGCAUCUAAAGCACACUGAGAAUUAAAAAAACAUUAACAGGAGUGAUAUAUCAGAGGGGUUUGACUGUUUUGUUCCAAAAAUUCUUUCACAGUUUGGAAAGGAUGGUUGCGGGUGACAUCAGACCAGGAAAUGCAGGACACGCAGUACUAUGGUUGUAUAACCAGCACAAGCAGCAAUUGUCAUUUCUCUAUUUCAGUUCUCUUUACUCACGUUGCCCCUCUGAACAGCCAACCUCGUUCAGCGAAAGCUGCCUGUUUUUAGACAUGUGACCGUCUCCAGAUUAGCAAUAAAGAAUCUGGAGAUGGUCACAUUCUAUGCGAGUUUAGCAUGGAU
This is a messenger RNA of Polyodon spathula (Mississippi paddlefish), 5088 nucleotides long. RefSeq names its product protein FAM124A. Lineage: Eukaryota; Metazoa; Chordata; Actinopteri; Acipenseriformes; Polyodontidae. The transcript has 4 exons. The coding region runs from base 114 to 1787 and encodes 557 amino acids. The record is from RefSeq and is a predicted model, not a curated record.